AUGAGAUCGAGAGUGAAUAUAGUCGCGAUUCUAUUGACUCUGAGCUGUGUGGUACGUGUAUUGGAGGGUUUGAGGUCUGACGAGAAGCAGGGUGGGAGUAAAGAGUAUCCCGUUGGAAAGAAGGUGAUCAAAGAGGAUCACAACAAAGUUGCGCCGCAGAGCACCAUUUCUCUUCGCGGGGAUGAAAAGACGAAGGUGGUGAAGACGCAAACUAGGACCAACGGAGUGGGUUUGUCCAAGGACUACUUACAUGGGCCAGAUCGUCCUCGUCGAAGGAAGCGAAAGAUGGACCGUACGAUGAUGGCGCUUCUGAUGGCCUACAAGAUGAAAUUCGUCGCUCUGGUUCCAACAAUGGUCGGCGGAUUGAUCCUUCUCAAGGCCACAGCUCUAUUAGCGGGCUUCUUUUUCGCGUUGUUUGCCGCGGUUCUAGGUCUGAAAGUUCGCUGA
Messenger RNA from Habropoda laboriosa, 447 nucleotides. RefSeq lists its product as uncharacterized. The transcript is spliced from 2 exons. NCBI's taxonomy places the organism in Eukaryota, Metazoa, Arthropoda, Insecta, Hymenoptera, Apidae. The record is from RefSeq and is a predicted model, not a curated record. Bases 1 to 447 code for a protein of 148 amino acids.